This is a messenger RNA of Plasmodium cynomolgi strain B, 6321 nucleotides long. RefSeq lists its product as hypothetical. Bases 1 to 6321 code for a protein of 2106 amino acids. The transcript is spliced from 2 exons. Gene Ontology annotation, molecular function: triacylglycerol lipase activity. Lineage: Eukaryota; Apicomplexa; Aconoidasida; Haemosporida; Plasmodiidae. Gene Ontology annotation, cellular component: cytoplasm; lipid droplet; membrane. Gene Ontology annotation, biological process: lipid homeostasis; triglyceride catabolic process. The record is from RefSeq and is a predicted model, not a curated record.
AUGGGUAACUCGAAUAGGAGAGAGACGAAUAAGAAGGAAGAUGAAGAGGAGGAGGAUGAUUUAGGGAAGGUGAGUGAGGAGGAACCAGGGGACGAUGGUAGGAGAGGCGAUCCUAAGGGUCGUAGCAAGGGAGAUGAAGUGAAGGGUAGAGGACUCCUGGACGAAAGCAUAAUUAACCUCUUCUUUUAUGAGAACUACUUCAAGAAUUUCUUCAACUUAAACGAUAUUAACAAGUUCGGUUUUACGGCGAAUAGCACCAAGGAAGGAUGUGAGGUGGAAGGGGGUGGGGAGGACAAAGGGACAAAUGAAGAAACUGUCAAAAUUAGGAACAACAAAAAGAUCGAAGAAAUGACCCUCCACAAUAACAGGUACAUUAAGAAGGGGGUAAGCGAGUCGGUAAGGAGGAAGGACCUGUCCGAUGUUAACUACAUAUAUAGGAAGGUUAGGAAGUCGAAGAGGUAUAUUGCGUCUGACCAGGUGGAGACUUGCAUGAGGAAUUAUUUGUACCACAUUGAUAGGAGGAAGUUCCCCAUUUGGAAGGAGUCCUUGGGGGGGGAGAGAUCGGGUGAAAAGGAUGCCCGUACGAAUGUGGGGGGAGGAGCAGCAGGAGGAGCAGCAGGAGGAGCAGCAGAAGCAGCAACGGAAGCAGCAGCGGAAGCAGCGGAGCAGGUGAGACGCGCAAGUGACGUGGGAGAUGCGGACACCUUGGAGGAGGUCGAGCCGCAGAGACGCCUGAAGGGACUCCCGAGUGAAGUGAAAAAAGGGAGAAGUGGCAAAACGAAAGGGGAGGGAUGCCCUCGCAAAUGGAAAAAGAAUGUACCCCACAGAGUGAAGAUAGGAGAGGACAAAGUUACGCUUCGGCGGAAAAGCACUUUGGGUAGGAAGUAUGACGAAGUCUUUUGCUUGUACAGUUCGGGCAGAAAUUAUCGUCGUGCGAGGAGGAAGGGGAUGGACGAUGUGGGGGGAAAGAGGAGGAAGGAUAGGGCGGAAGCUGAGGAGGAAGCUGCGGAGGAAGCUGCGGAGGAAGCUGCGGAAGAGGCUGAGGAGGACGCUGCGGAAGAAGCUGAGAAGGAGGCCGAGGAGGACGCUGCGGAAGAAGCUGCGGAAGAAGCUGAGGAGGAGGCCGAGGAAGAAGCGCACCUGCGCGGGAAUGUGGACUCGGCACAGUUAAGUGGAGACAGACAAUUGCCAGGGAAGGGUCUGGACUCCCCUAUGAAGAGCGAAAUGGGGAAGAGAAAAAGUGACAACUCUUCCUACGCGGUGUAUAUCAAAAAGACCCUUUCGAAGGUAUUCAAUAGGUACGAAAUAAAUAGGUACGGAUUGGUGAGGAAGAAGAAGAAGGGAAGCAUGUUGUUGGGUCAUCUCCUUAAGGAGAAGAAGGAGCAAAUGAACAUGGGGAUUUCUUUCUCCCCAGCAGGGUUAUUAAUACCAUAUCAUCUAGGGGUGAGCAGUUUGUUAAUAGAAAAAAACAUACUUAAUAUGCACACGAGUAUAGCGGGUUCAUCGGCAGGUAGCAUCUGUGCGUGUUGCUUGGGUAUCGGCUUAAGAGUAGAUAAAUGCUUUUUUUUAAUUGAAAAUAUUAUUAGUAAUGUGUACAAGAACGGGUGUUACCAGAAGCUGCAAAAUGUGUUAGAUGUGGAGCUCAACAAGUACCUCUACACAGGCAGUUACAAUUUUUUAAACAAACGAAGUGGAAGCGUCUUUGUAGGCAUCACACAGAUACUCCCCUACUAUAAGAGGUUAAAUAUAACGAAAUUUUACGACGACAAUGACCUGAUCAACGCAGUAAUCGCGUCGUGUAAUAUUCCUAUGUAUUUGUCGAACAAUAUUUUUGUGAAUUUUAGAAAUAAAAAGUGUAUUGAUGGAUUUUUCAGUACGAAGAAAAAAGAAUUUGGUUGCCCCAGCACGAAGACCGAGCGGAUAGUAAAGGUUUCACCCUUCGACUCGGACUAUGUGGGUAUUGAAAACAAGAACAAUAGUGUUAUCAGUCCUCAUAUGGUUAAAUAUCGACAUUUGAUUUUUCUCUUUUUGUGUGUGAAGAAUUUAUUUCACCGGUUGGUUGACAACGUGUGGGUGGAGAAGGACUAUGCGUUUUUGGUUCGUCGGUUGAAGCGCAUCAUGGAUUUGAGGAUCUUCUCCUGGGGGGGGUUCUUGCGCGAUUACUUCUGCGCCCCUGGGGGGGGCGAUCUGGAUAGGGGCCAUCUGCAUGGGGGCUAUCUGCAUGGGGGCGAUCCAGACGGCCCCGACUUUCCUUGCGAGGCGGGCCCCUCCGAACUGAUGCACCGCCUGGAAGUGAGGCUCAGCCGGUUCCGCUGCACAUGUGGCAGGAGUGCCGCCGCGAGGGAGCUCUUCCUGAGGGUGAACCGGGAAACCCUCUCCCAGUUCGAUCGGCACAACUGCAAGUAUUCUAAUUUUUACAGCUUCUCCGUGACGCUAAUAAAUGUGAUGAGCGCCUACUUUGAGGAGAACUUCUUCCCCAGCAGGCGGUUGAAGGAGGCAGUGCUGGGGGGGUUGCGGCAAGAUGGGGGAGACACAGUAGGGGAGGAAAAAGGAGAGAAGAAAGGAGAGAAGAAAGGAGAGGAAAAUGGAGAGGAAAAAGGAGAGGAAAAAGGAGAGGAAAAAGGAGAAAAAAAUGGAGAAAAAAAUGGACAGAAAAAUGGAGAGAAGAAAGGAGAAAAAAACGGAGAAAAAAAUGGACAGAAAAAUGGAGAGAAAAACGGAGAGGACGCCCAACUGGAAAACUUUUUCCUUCUCCUGGAAAAAAAACAACUGCUCAGAAUGGAGGAGCACAUACGAUUUCACCCCCAGCUGGAGAGCGAAGUCAUUUUAUUUUUUUUCAAGGAGCAUUUCGCCAACGAAAGCAUCGCACGGUUGGAAAAGAGGUUCAUAAAGAGGAGCAUCCACCAGCUGCUGGAUUCGUUGAAGGAAAUUUGCUUUGUUGAUUGUGUGGAGAGGUGUGUGCGGAGGUUAGUUCGCUUGAGGCGCAGCGAUGAGAAGGGUCGGGGUGAUGGGAGGUUGGUUUUGUCUGGCUCUAAGGGGGAGCCCCCCGGAGAGGACUUCCAACCGCGCGUGAGAGUGAUUACCCAUUAUUUGAAGCACAGCCAGAUUUACAAAAACUUCAUUUACAUACUUAACGAAAUAAAAGCGGCGAACGGAAGAGUCGUUAAGGUUAGCGAGCACAACUACUACAGCUUCAUGUGUCUGAACGGGGAGGACAUGGGCGAUUCUUACCUCUUUUUGUACCUCUACGUGUAUGCCAAUUUGUGCCACCGGGAGUUGUUCGCCCACGCGGGUGGGAGAGCCGCUGUCAGGGGUGGCGGCGUUGUCAGCGGUGUCAGCGGUAUUAGCGGUAUCAGCGGCGUUAGCGGCGUAGGCAGCAGUGUCAGCGGCAUCAGCGGCGGUGAUAACUGCGUCUGUGGCAACUGCAUCUGUGGGGCAGUUACCUCCAAGCCGCGAGGAAGAAGCCCCCUCCUCACUGAAGGCAUCAACUGUGGUGAAGCAGCUCCGUGGGGCUAUAUACCCAAAGGGGAUGGCGAGUUGGCACAACAUAUGGUGCAGAAGAGAGAGUCCGUGACGAACGCGAGUCAGGAGCCGCGAACGAUGAGCUUAACGCAAAGAUUCUCGGAGCUGUGGGCGGUUAGGAAGCGGAAUGGAGAAGAGGGUGGAGAGGGGGAGGAGGUGAAGAAGGAGGAGGAGAAGAAAGAGGAGGAGGAGGAGGAGAAAAAGAAGCAUAAGGUGAAGCAUAAGGUGAAUGACUCUGACCAGAUUAGCCAUGCGAGUUAUGUUAACCUGUUUAUGAGAAAAGAGGACGAAAUGGCAGUGGGUAGUAGUCACACGCACUAUGUCAGAAGGAGUCACAGCGGAAUAGGCAACAAAUUGGGGGACCAGAAAGUGGGUGGUGAGAGUGCAGGAGGGGAGAGUCCAGAAGGUGAGAUGCGCCAAGUGUACCAGAUGCGGGGGUCUCAAGGGGGACAAUCUACAGACGAUAUGAAUAAACACAGAGUGAAAAGUUACUCGUUUUUUAAGAAGGUGGAGAGUGAAAAACCGUCUGUGGGUGCAGAACCCCAACUGAACUGUGGUCAUAAAUGUCAAUUUGAGAAGGGCCUUCCUCGGAUGCUCAACAAUUUGCUCCUUUUUAACCAUGACGGUGGAGUCAUUAAAAAGUUAGACGAGUUUGUGAAGACGAACAGGAGUAAAAUAGCUACCAUGAAUGAGCAGCGGAGAAGUGAGAUAUGCUCGCACCUACAUGAAAUUGAUCAUAUAUACAGAGAUAUGCUUUUUUUGCAGAGAUUUGUGUUCUCCAUUAAUUUUUCCGAGCAGACCAGGUAUAAGUUUUUGAGGAAGGGGAGGAAGGGUGCAGUGGAUGGAGAGGCGAAGUCAGCUGGGUUGGAGAAGUCAUUUGGAUUAGCGGGGCCACCUGGAUUAGCGGCUGAAGUGGAGGGAACUAAAUGGGAAAAACCCACAAAGGAAGAGUUAACAGGACAAAUGUCGCCAAGCAAAGGACGAGUGAAGAUCCCAGGUUGUGCUAGAACAGGAGGAGAGGGACAGGAAAGAACGAUCUGCACGAGCAUUGAAGAAAUGUUCGUUUAUGGCUCGAUGGAGAAGGAGGUGUCCGAUGUUGGAAAGGUUACCACACAGAAGAAUGAUAACAAAGUAAUGGAAGACAUGUUAAAGGUACCUCCAAAAAGUGGAGAGGACUGGACCAAGAGAAGAAGGGGAUCUGAUAUCCUUCCGGAGAGAAGAGGUUCUACCAAACAGAUGCGGACAGAAGUGACGAUGCAUGAUGGUUCACCGGAUAACUUUGUUGAUGAUGUAGAGACAAAUAUAGACAGAAAAUUAUAUGAUAAUGAUCGAACCUACUUUGUUAAAAAUGUGUUCUCCAUGAGGAAGUUACUAAAAAUGGCUUUGGAAGGAGCAGACGAUAAAGUAAUAAGAAAGAUAUAUGACUUGGGUCGUAGUGACACUUACCUGUGGCUAUACACCGAAUAUUUAAACGUGUGCAUUUUUUGUUUUAAAAAGGUUUACCUUUUAUAUGUCAAGCUAGUUUCUGUGUUUGAGUCGCUGCUUGGGAUUACAAGUUUGGGCAAGCGGAGGAGGAGGAAGCAUGACGUGGCUGCUAUGCUCAGCUCGAUGCAAAAGUUUGUCCUUUACGUGAACGGAAGGGCGUUCAACGUGUUCGAGCUGUGCAGUUUUGUGUAUAUGUGUUUUGGCGGCGGGGGGGGAGGAGCAUCAGGUGGAGCGGCAGGUGGAGCGGCAGGUGGAGUAGCAGUUGGAGCGGCAGGUGGAGUAGCAGGUGGAGCAUCCGGUGGAGUAGCAGGAAAGGGGACAGCUCCCUCAGGGGAGGGUUCCUCGCAGAUGACAAUGGUAGAGGCAGCGGUGAAUGUGGUGGAGGAGCCUGCGCGUGACGCUACUCGAAGGAGGAGGCCCUCUCGCUGUGCUGUUCACACGGAGAGGUGGGGAGAGGAGAAGAAGAAGGUGGAAACGAAAGGAGAAGCGAAGGAAGAAGCGAAGGGAGAAGCGGAGGAAGAAGCGAAGGGGGAAGGGAAGGAAGAAGCGAAGGAAGACGCGACGGAGGAAUGCCCAAACGAGGACAACGCUUCCGAUGCGCCAUUAGCUAAACGCGAGAAGCAACACAUCCCUGAAGGGACCCCCCCACACGCUCUCCCCACGCACGCUCUCCCCUCCCAUCGGCAUUUGGAGGAUGCCCAAGCGGCGGAUGCAAAGGUGUGCAAGGGCCAUCACUUGUCUAGGAAGGGCAAACGGGGGAGUGGCCGCCUCAAAAGAAAAGAAAAAAAAAAUGAUAAAAUUAGAAAACCCAGCGGGGAAGAGAAGGAGAAUCUACCCCACCAAAGUAGCAACACUCGAAAGGUAAUCAGGGGCUUCCACCCAGGUAGGGUCUCCAAAAUGAAGCAAAAGAAAGGUAUUCAAAAAGGUACAAAGGAAAGGAAGCCAAGAAGUAUAAGUCUACCGGUUGAUCUUCACAACACCGUUUUGAAAAUGCACCAUUUGAAGGGGAAGAUAAAAUUAAAUAAAAAUAUUAUUGAUGGGAUUAAUAGGGAGAUACUGAUUGGUACUCCAUAUGAGCACAUCUAUACGCAUUCGAAUUUUUGGAUAUACUCCUCUUCUGAUGAGAGUGAUGACAAGAAUCUUUACGGCAACGGGUUCUACCUGAACAGCGAAGAUGCCGUGGGUUCGUCGUUCGAUUCUGUGUUUGACGACCUGUCGGAUGAGGCGGAUGGCUUUUCCAAGAUUUCCAAUUUUUUCAGGACCUUCAGGAAUAUGGACGGGAAUUUGGGCCUCUCGGGCUACUUCGGCUUUUGA